UUAAGAGCCGGAAUCGAUUGAGAGAUUUUAGCAAAAAACGAUCAAGAUGAAGUCAAAAAGCAGUUUUGUAAGAAAAAAAUGCAGCAGGAAGUUGCAGUUUUGACAUUUCUAACUUAAAAAGAAGAAGAUUGUGUUUAAAAAACAUCAAGAUGGUCAAAAUGUAGAACAAAGUCCGACUAGAUUGUUGACAGGAAACUGUCACACCUCACCAUGCCAUAUUAGGACCUCACUUCCUGUCCUGUGCUUUUAUUCUGGUGGCACUUCCGUUUUUUCCCGGUGUUUACCCCCCACUCCUGGACUCCUGCCCCUGAUCCUCCUUCCAGUUCUCUGCUCCCAAUCAGGACCGUCCAAGUCCACUUUGAACUUUUACACGCCGCAGGAAUAAAAGGCCCUGAGGACUGAAGGAGGACCUGAAGGGGACCGGAGUGAAAGCGGAUCUCAGCGCUGACUUGGUCCUGUCCAAGUUGUCCAAGGUUUAUUUUGGUCUCAGUUCUGCCUUCUCGGCUUUCUUUGCACAUCCUUGUCCCUCCUCCUCGCUUGUUUUGUGUACCUCGGUCCACCUUGGUCCCGCUUCCUGUCCUCGGUCUACCAUGGGGAAGACCUCUUCGUCCAAAACCUUCAUGGACUGUCUUUGUCUUUGCUUGUCCUGCGGCGGCGGCGGCGCGGAGGAGGCGACGGCUGAGGCGGGGGACACGAAGAGCGGACACCCGCCCUAUGGCCCUGGGGACGUCCUGCAGGAGCGAUACCAGGUGGUGGACACGUUGGGGGAGGGCACCUUUGGCCAGGUGCUGCGCUGCUGGGACUCGGCCAGAGGAGGACGUGGUGUGGCUCUGAAGAUCUUGAAGAAGGUGGACAAGUACGGAGAAGACGACGCCAGGCUGGAGAUCCUCGUCUUGGAGAAGCUGAGCAGGAAAGAUCCUGCCAGCAAAAUUCCCUGCGUGCAGAUGCUGGACUGGUUCUACCACCGUGGCCACGUCUGCAUCUCCUUCCAGCUGCUGGCCCUCAGCACUUUCCACUUCCAGAAAGAAAACAACUUCCUGCCGUAUUGUCUCCAACACCUCCGACACAUGGCCCAGCAGAUCUGCCACGCCGUCAGCUUUCUCCACCACAACAAGCUGACUCACACCGACCUCAAGCCAGAGAACAUCCUUUUUGUCCACGGAGACUACUUCCUCACCUACAACACCCACAAGAAGUGUUCUGAAAAGCGACUCCGCGACACGUCGGUCCGCGUGGUGGACUUCGGCAGCGCCACCUUCGAGCACGAGCAUCACUCCACCGUCGUCUCCACGCGUCACUACCGGGCCCCAGAGGUGAUCCUGGAGCUGGGCUGGAGUCACCCCUGCGACGUGUGGAGCAUUGGCUGCAUUCUGUUCGAGUACUACCAGGGAUCCACGCUCUACCAGACUCACGACAAUGAGGAACAUCUCGCCAUGAUGGAGCACAUUCAUGGACCCAUCCCUCAAAGGAUGAUACAGACAAGCAGCAGAAAGCAGGUCUACUUCCAACAUGGCCGCCUGAAGCAGAAGGAUAUCUCCAAGUCUGGUCGUCACGUGAGCGCCAAGUGCAGACCUCUACGGGAGUGCAUCCAGUCCCAGUCCGAGGAACACCAGCAGUUCUUGGACCUGCUGGAGAAGAUGCUGGAGUACGAGCCUUCCCAGCGCAUCUCGCUCUCACGCGCCCUCCGCCAUCCUUUCUUGGCACCGCCUGGGUCGGCGGUGGGGAGCCAAAGUCCGGACUUCAGGUAGACUGCGGCACCUGGAGGCCGCUGCUGCCUCCUGAUUGGUCCGCUGUCAAGGUGACCUCAUCGGCCGGCGCACGACGCUGUAGUUUGAGGUAGUUAGCGCCAUCCUGUCUGCGCCGUUCGCCGACUGGGGGAGCUGAACGGGUCUGGAGGACCAACACUGGGGGCCCCCUAGAAUGGAGGUGUCCAGGGGCGACUCCUGGUGUGAUGAGUUCAUCCAGAAUCUAUUCUCCAUUCAGAGCCAUUCUGACAAUUGGUAUGAUGAUAUUUGCCACUAUUUAGACGAUUAAAAUGAUGAUAUUUGCCCCUAUUUAGACACCUAAAAUGAUUAUAUUUGCCAUUAUUUAGACACACAUAAUGAUUAUAUUUGCCACUAUUUAAACACCUAAAAUGAAUAUAUUUGCCACUAUUUAGACACCUAAAAUGAUUAUAUUUGCCACUAUUUAGACAAUUAAAAUGAUUAUAUUUGC
Messenger RNA from Nerophis ophidion (straightnose pipefish), 2214 nucleotides. RefSeq names its product CDC-like kinase 2b (gene clk2b). NCBI's taxonomy places the organism in Eukaryota, Metazoa, Chordata, Actinopteri, Syngnathiformes, Syngnathidae. The transcript is spliced from 12 exons. Gene Ontology annotation, molecular function: protein tyrosine kinase activity; ATP binding. The record is from RefSeq and is a predicted model, not a curated record. Bases 591 to 1748 code for a protein of 385 amino acids. Gene Ontology annotation, cellular component: nucleus. Gene Ontology annotation, biological process: protein phosphorylation; regulation of RNA splicing.